AUGCAAACGACUGCAUUUGCCAAUAUCGCAGAAAUUAGCAAUUUUGGAAAUGAAGAAGAAAUACUUUUUUCUAUGAACACUGUUUUUCAAGUUGGUUCUAUCAAUCAAGCAGAAAACCGCGAAAAAAUAUGGGAAGUAAGGCUUAUUCUGACCGAUGAUAAUGAUCCACAACUGAUCAAUCUUACAAAGAGAAUGCGAGAGGAAACUAAAGGUCCAAAUGGAUGGUUUAGAAUGGCCCAAUUAAUGACUACGUUAUGUGACUUUAGUCAAGCAGAGCAACUAUAUAAUGAACUACUCAAGGAUAUAUCCAGCGACAGUGGUCGAGCACAUAUACACCAUCAGCUUGGACACUUGAAAGAUGAACAAGGCGAAUAUCAAAAAGCAGUGCAAUAUUAUGAGAAAUCCCUUGAAAUUAAGCAAAAAACUCUUCCAGAUGAUCAUAUCUCAUUAGCCACUACAUAUCAUCAACUUGGUCUCGCCUAUCAGAACAUGGGUGACCAUUCAAAAGCACUUAAGUAUUAUGAAAAAUCACUUGAAAUCAACGAGAAAACUCGGUCUUCAAAUGAUCCUAGUUUGGCUGCCUCCUAUAACAACGUCGGUUUAUUGUAUAAAAAUAUGAGUGACUACUCAACAGCACUUAUAUAUUACGAAAAAGCGCUUCAAAUCUACCAAAAAGCACUGCCUUCAAAUCAUCCUUUGCUGGGUACUUCCUACAACAACAUCGGUUUGGUGUAUAGCAAUAUAAGUGACUAUACAAAAGCACUUGAAUAUUACGAAAAAGCGCAGAAAAUCUACAAGCAAUCUCUGCCUUCAAAUCAUCCCGUACUGGCCACUUCGUAUAGCAACAUUGGUUCGACACAUAAACAUUUGGGUGACUACUCGAAGACACUUCAAUAUUAUAAUAAAUCACUGAAAAUCUACGAAAAGUCUUUACAUCCGAAUCACCCGUCGUUGGCCACUUCGUACAACAACAUCGGUGCAGUGUAUGACAGCAUGGGAGACUACUCGAAAGCACUUGAAUAUUACGAAAAAGUACUUGAAAUCGAUAAGAAAACUUUACCUCCGAAUCAUCCCUCGUUGGCCACUUCGUACAGCAACAUCGGUUUGGUUUGUAAUAACAUGAGUGAC
Molecule: messenger RNA, 1128 nt
Organism: Rotaria sp. Silwood2
Lineage: Eukaryota; Metazoa; Rotifera; Eurotatoria; Philodinida; Philodinidae
Source: the annotation of a GenBank genome assembly